GCCUCGCUGACCGGGCUGGUAUCGAAACUGCCAUAGUCUCACUGCAGAUUUGAACUAAUACUACAUCAAGACCCCUCCUACUCGUGGCCACCCUCCUGACUGCCGGGUUCGUCCUUAUGGCCGAGUCAACUCCAGCCGAGUCGCAUUGGCGAUUUUCCAUUGUGCCAGGGUAUUUCCUGCAGAGCGAGCCCACCACCGAUGCAGGCAGCUUUGACUACGUAGCCGCCAACUUCGGCCUCAUUCCCCGAGCCUACGACUCGGACCCCAAGUUCGACCCCGACGGAAAGAAGACGCAAUGGGAGCGCUUCGAGUACCAGGUCCGCAAGCUUAAUCGCGAAGCUGAGCCCGACACCACCUACAAGGUGCUAUUUCUGGGCCGCCACGGACAAGGCUAUCACAACGUAGCUGAGGCCAAGUACGGCACUGAGCUCUGGGAUUGCUACUGGUCCCUACUCGACGGCGACGAGAACGGCACCUGGGUCGACGCCCGUCUCACCGACCUAGGCAUCGCACAAGCCAAGACCGCCCACAACGCCUGGAAGACGCAACUUGCCGAUAAGAUCCCUACCCCGGAGACUUACUACGUGAGCCCGCUCAACCGGUGCCUUGCGACCGCGUACCACACAUUCAGUGGCCUGGGAAUCCCCCUCACGGAUCCUUUCCGGCCCCUCAUCAAAGAGCUCCUCCGCGAAACCAUCGGCCAACACACCUGCGACGGCCGUUCCUCCAAAUCCGCCAUCGAGGCCGAAUACCCGCUCUACCGCAUCGAGCCCGGCUUCGCCGAGACCGACCCUCUGUACGACGCCCGCCUCCGCGAAAGCGACUCGGCCCGGGACAAGCGCUUCCGGGAUCUGUUCCAGGACAUCUUCGGCCACGACGGCAACACUUUCCUCUCUCUGACGGCGCACUCGGGCGCCAUCACGAGCAUGCUGGUGGUCACGGGCCAUCGGCCGUUUGCGCUGGAGACGGGCGGCGUGAUUCCGAUUUUCGUCAAGGCGGAGAAGGUAGCCGGGGCGUUGCCGCCCAUGGAGGUGGAGCCGUGGUUUCCGCCGCCGGCUUGUAAGAAUUGACCGUUUGGUUGACUCGAUGAGUAGAUGUUGAUUUCUUAGAGAGGGGGACUUGGUUUGGGUCCGAUAUGUUCGGUUUGGUGUUGUAUAGAGCAUUGGUUCAUUGUUUAUUGGUUAUGCGUUGAUAAUGGUAGAUUGCGUGUCAACCUGGUAGGUAUGCUUGAGUGGUAGAAGAGUCGGGAGUUAAGUGAAGUCGAAGUAACGCAUAUAUUGGAAUAUUGUACAGAAGAUAGGAACAGUAACCCAUGAGAUAAACAAACUGCUCAUGCACAUGCAUG
Messenger RNA from Aspergillus homomorphus CBS 101889, 1345 nucleotides. Its product is annotated as histidine phosphatase family protein. Gene Ontology annotation, cellular component: cytoplasm. The record is from RefSeq and is a predicted model, not a curated record. Bases 117 to 1070 code for a protein of 317 amino acids. Lineage: Eukaryota; Fungi; Ascomycota; Eurotiomycetes; Eurotiales; Aspergillaceae. Gene Ontology annotation, molecular function: phosphatase activity. The transcript is spliced from 4 exons.